AUGGUGGCCGGGGUGCUGACGACGAGUGAGAUGCUGUUGAAGACGGUGGCGGAGGUCAUGCCGGAUAUUAUGACGCCGCAGGGGGUGCUGCUGCUGCAAGAGGAGGAUGACGCGCUGCGAGCGGACGGAGCCGAGCCGCGGCUGGUGGACGACACGCACGCGCGUCUGCUGGAGACCGUACAGCGGCUGGAUGAGGAGCUAAAGGCAGCCAAGCAAGAGAACCAGCACAUGACUGUUACAACCAGUACUGACAUGUCAGAGGUUGUACAGCGGUUGGAGGAGGAGCUAAAGACAGCCAAAGAAGGGAACCAGCGCUUGGCUAUCUCAGCCACCCCUGAUAUGUCAGAGGCUGUACAGCAGCCGGAGGAGGGGCUAAAGGCAGCCCAAGAAGAGAACCAGCGCCUGGCUGUCUCAGCCACCCCUGAUAUGUCAGAGGCUGUACAGCGGCUGGAGGAGGAGCUGAAGGCAGCCAAAGACGAGAACCAGCGCCUGGCUGUCUCCGUCAUCCCUGAUAUGUCAGAGGCUGUACAGCGGCUGGAGGAGGAGCUGAAGGCAGCCAAAGAAGAGAACCAGCGCCUGGCUGUCUCCGUCACCCCUGAUAUGUCAGAGGCUGUACAGCGGCUGGAGGAGGAGCUGAAGGCAGCCAAAGAAGAGAACCAGCGCUUGGCUGUCCCAGCCAUUUCUGAUAUGUCAGAGACUGUGCAGCAGCUGGAGGAGGAGCUGAAGGCAGCCAAAGAAGAGAACCAGCACUUGGCUGUCCCAGGCAUUCCUGAUAUGUCAGAGACUGUGCAUCGGCUGGAGGAGGAGCUGAAGGCAGCCAAGGAAGAGAACCAGCGCCUGGCUGUCUCCGUCACCCCUGAUAUGUCAGAGGCUGUACAGCGGCUGGAGGAGGAGCUGAAGGCAGCCAAAGAAGAGAACCAGCGCUUGGCUGUCCCAGCCAUUCCUGAUAUGUCAGAGACUGUGCAGUGGCUGGAGGAGGAGCUGAAGGCAGCCAAAGAAGAGAACCAGCGCCUGGCUGUCUCAGCCACCCCUGAUAUGUCAGAGGCUGUACAGCGGCUGGAGGAGGAGCUGAAGGCAGCCAAGGAAGAGAACCAGCGCCUGGCUGUUUCAGUCACCCCUGAUAUGCCAGAGGCUAUACAGCGACUGGAGGAGCUGAAGGCAUCUAAAGAAGAGAACCAGCGCUUGGCUGUCUCAGCCAUUCCUGUUAUGGCAGAGACUGUGCAGAGGCUGGAGGAGGAGCUGAAGGCAGCCCAAGAAGAGAUCCAGCGCCUGGCUGUCUUAGCCACCCCUGAUAUGUCAGAGACUGUGCAGCGGCUGGAGGAGGAGCUAAAGGCAGCCAAAGAAGAGAACCAGCGCCUGGAUGUUGCAGCCAUCCCUGAGAUGGCAUAUGUACAGCAGCUGGAGGAGAAGCUAAAGGCAGCCCAAGAAGCGAACCAGCACCUGGCUGUCACAAGCAUUCCUGAUGUGCCAGAGACUGUACAGCAGCUGGAGCACGAGCUUAAGGCAGCCAAAGAAGAGAUCCAGCGCUUGGCUGUCUCGGCCACCCCUGAUAUGUCAGAGAUUGUACAGCGGCUGGAGCACGAGCUAAAGACAGCCAGAGAAGAGAACCAGCACUUGGCUGUCCCAGCCAUUCCUGAUAUGUCUGAGACUGUGCAGCGGCUGGAGGAAGAGCUAAAGGCGGUCAAAGAAAAGAACCAGCGCCUUGCGGAUGCAAGCAUUCCUGAUACGUCGGAGACUGUACACCAGCUGGAGAAGGAGCUAAAGGCAGCCAAAGAAGAGAACCAGCGUCUAGCGGCCGCCUCCGUUGCUGACAUGUCAGAGACUGUACAACGACUGGAGGAGGAGCUAGCAGCUUCUAAGCAAGAGAAUCAGCUCCUGGUGUCCUCUGCAUCGUCCGGUAAGAAGACCUGCGACGUCACAUCAUCGCCUGACGUCACGGCGCCGUGCGAUGUGUCGGCGGCGGCGGCGGGCGACAGCUCGCUGCAGACGGUAGACGCGCUGAAAGAGGCGCACCAGGUGGAGCUGGAGACGCUGCGGCAGCAGCUGGAGGCGGCCAGGGUGGAGAAGCUGGCGCUGGAGGAGAGGCUGUCGGCGCGGGAGAUGGAAGGGGCUGGGGGACUGGGUGCUACGACGGUGGCAGAGAAACAAGCGCCACAGGCGACCGACGAGGCUGCCGCGCUCGACACUCGGACGUCGCCGGCCGCACCAGGAGCAGACGCCGAUGACGUCGGGCGUAGGUCCCGGGCGGAGGCGGCGGGGGCGGCGCGACGGCGGACGCUGACGGAGGACCCGCGCCUGGCCGACCGGUCGUCGCUGGCUGAGCGGUCGGUACUGGUCGAGAGAUCGACUCUGGCUGAGCGGUCGGUGCUGGUCGAGAGAUCGACACUGGCUGACGUGUCCGUGCUGGCGGACGGCUCGGUGACGGCGCCGCUGGACCGCAGCCAGCUAGCUGCGGACCUCGCCACCGUGUACCAGGAGCUGCGGCAGCUGCAGCGCGCUGACGAGCUGUCCGCGCCGGCCGCCGCCGAGGUGAGCCUCUGCGCGCUGGAGGAGGCGGCUGAGGGGACGCCCGAAGAGGUGACGGUACGGUUCGGUGACGAGACGAUGUCAGGGGCGUGCGCCGGCCAGGCGGAGGUAACACUGCCGCCCGAGGAGGUGACGGUACGGUUCGGUGACGAGACGCUGGCAGGAGCGUGCGCCGGCCAGGCGGAGGUAACACUGCCGCCCGAGGAGGUGACGGCGGCCGAGGAUGGUCCCGCGGAGGUGCGCCGGCUGGAGAACCUGCUGGAAGACAUGCAGGAACGGGCGGAUGAGACGGCCCGGCGCGUGCACACCCUUACGUCACAGCUCGCUGACGUCACCGCCCAGAACGAUGACGUCACAGGUCGGCUGCAGGACGUCACCUCCGAGAAGGACCAGGCCCUGGCCUCUGUGGAUGACCUCACCGCCGAGAGAGACCGCGUUAUGGCGGAAAUGGCCGCCGUUAACGCCGCCUUGGAUGGCGUCAGGGCGCAGCUGACAGACGUCACCACCGAAAAAGAUGACGUCAUCGGGAAGUUGACCGACCUGACCGCCGCGAUGGAGGCCGUUAACGCCCAGCUUUGUGGCACGACGGCCGAGAAGGAUGACCUCGCGAUGAAAUUAAGUGCUGCUACCGCCGAGAGCAGCGACUCGCUGGCCAAAGUCACGGCCGUCGGCGGCCGGCGCGAGGCGCGCCGAGAGAUCUGCGACCUGCAGGAGACGCUGGUCAGCCGCCAGGCCGAGCUGCAGGAGCAGGCGCUCUGCCUGGAGAAAGUGCGCGCCAAACGUCGGGAGGCGGUACAACGCACAGAGGAGCUGACGGCAGAGAGAGACUCUCUGACCGCGGAGAGGGACUCCCUGACGGCGGAGAGGGACUCCCUGACCUCAGAGAGGGACUCCCUGACGGCUGAGCUGGCCGCCGGUCGGGAGGCAGCUGCGCAGCUGCAUCUCCAGCUGUCUGAAGCCAGCUGUCGGCUGGACGAGCUGGAGCGCACCGCCUCCGAGCGCCAGUCCCAGCUGCAGUUCGAGCUGGACGAGCGGGUGGUGGAGCUGCACCAGCUGCAGGAGGAGCACCAGCUGCUGACUGACGGCAACAAGCAGCUGCAGGAGGAGCACCGGCAGCUGCAAGAUGAGCGCCAGCGCUUGCAGAACGAGCACACUCAGCUACGGAAUGAGCAUCAGCUGCUGCGAGGCAAGCAUGAUGAGCUGCAGGAGGAAGCUCGCCAGCUACUGGACCAGUGCCGUGGAGUCGAAGACGACCUCCGCCAGACACAGGAGAGGCUGACUGCUGAGCGGAGUCGGGCCGACGCCGACCGGGCCGAGCUGGGCGCCAGGCUGGAGACGCUGGAGACCGGGCACCAGGCGAAGGUGGCGGCACUAACCGCCGAACUCCAGGCCAAGCUGGAGACCCUGGAGACCGAGCACCAGGCGAAGGUGGCAUCACUGUCGGUCGAGCGGGAGGCGGCGGCCUCG
Molecule: messenger RNA, 3993 nt
Organism: Pollicipes pollicipes
Lineage: Eukaryota; Metazoa; Arthropoda; Thecostraca; Pollicipedomorpha; Pollicipedidae
Product: rootletin
Exons: 7
Source: RefSeq, a predicted model, not a curated record